AUGCAUGCUGUCAGUGGAUAGACCGACCCAAAACAGUACUAGAUAAUGGGCGUGAUUAAACUCACGGCUCCCCGUGGGGCGUCGUAGCUCAGGUGGUUAGGUGGUUGACUGUACUCAAACCUCGCCCCUGCUUUCGUGGGUUCCAUCUCACUGAGGCCGCCAAGUUCCCCACAACAGACAGCUAGUAGUAUAUUUUUAGUGUUACAAGAUACUAUACUAGUAGCAUAGUUACCAGCUAAAGGCUUCUAACUACUACUACUACAACAACUACUACUACUAUUACGACUGAUGCUACUACUACUACUACUAAUACGACUGCUACUACUACUACGACUACUACGACUGCUGCUACUACAACAACUAGUACUACUACGACUGCUACUACUACUACUACCACUACAACUACUACUACCACUACUACGACUGCUGCUACUACAACGACCAAUAUUACUACUACGACUGCUACUACUACUACUACUGCUACUACUACUACUACGACUGCUACUACCACUACUACUACUGCUACUACGACUACUACGACUGCUGCUACUACAACGACUACUACUACCACUACUACUACGACUGCUACUACUACUACUACUACUACUACUACUACGACUGCUACUACUACUACGACUGCUACUACUACUACUACUACUACUACUACGACUACUAG
This is a messenger RNA of Spirometra erinaceieuropaei, 676 nucleotides long. Lineage: Eukaryota; Metazoa; Platyhelminthes; Cestoda; Diphyllobothriidea; Diphyllobothriidae. The record is from the annotation of a GenBank genome assembly.